This is a messenger RNA of Cylas formicarius (sweet potato weevil), 3028 nucleotides long. RefSeq lists its product as uncharacterized. NCBI's taxonomy places the organism in Eukaryota, Metazoa, Arthropoda, Insecta, Coleoptera, Brentidae. The transcript is spliced from 4 exons. The coding region runs from base 2382 to 2951 and encodes 189 amino acids. The record is from RefSeq and is a predicted model, not a curated record.
GGCGCCACAACUUAAGGCCUUUUUAGUAGGAAACAUGAUAUAUAUUAUAUAGCCAUAAAAUGAAUACGCCUAUAAGGCUGGCAGAGGAGACAAAACACUCAGGAAGAGAGAAAGGAAUAGGAGUUGGGAUAAUGUAAACCUACAAUAAGUUACAUACUUUACACUGUUGUCAGAAAAAUGAAAGAGUCCCAUUUGAUGUAAAUUCUAGAUAAGUCAAGGCAAUAUAUUAAAGCAACGCAGGCUUAUUGGAGCAACCGUCUAAAUCAGAAAUAAUAUUGGGGGCAGCUAGAAAAAUUUCAGUUGAUUGGCACCGACCAACAACUUUUUAUGUUAUUUUUGCAACUAUUGGCAACGUCGCCGUCGGUUGGAAGUCAUAGGCUGUGAUCAUUUUGGUUUUGUCUUCUGCUUGGGUUUCCUUUCACCAUUUGCAAUUGGUUGCUAGUUAGUUGGUUGUGUAACCAUAAAUUCGAUAAAAAAAAAAUUAUUAUGAUGCUCGAUGAUGCUAAUUUCGAUGUUCUGUCUCUUUUCAUGAAUGAAUCAGCCUCUUACCAGCCUUCUAGGAUUAUUAAUUACGUAUAUAGCUCUAACAAAUUUUUAAAUAAACCUAUAAUUUGCAUAAAAUAUUUUGCCCUCAACUAUUAUACAAAGAAUAACUUUUGUUCAAGGAUGUAGAAUUACAUGUUAUAAACAAGUUUUUUUCAAGUUCAUAAGAAUAUAUCUAUAAUAUGUGCGUUUUUUUAAGAACGAGUACAUCCAACGAAAAAUACAGAGCGAUUAAAAAGUCAACCUAAUCCUGGAAUAAAAAUUGAACUGAAAUUUCCUAUUAACAUGUGUCCGGAUAAUUUCUGGAAGGUAUUUCGUAGACUGUAUUUGGGAGAUGCUGAAUUUUCAUAACAACACGUUGUUUUCGUUUUAAGUAAUAACUAAAUAAUUUUCGUACACAGUUAACUAUGGACGGUAAAACGGUAUAAGUUUUAUCUCAUGUAUGUGCCCAUUAUGCCCAAAAUUUGUCAAAUUACUUUUACCUUUUCUUUUAUUUCCCCAUUAUCUUCAAUUCUUUAACUUAAUAUCCUUAAAAUGUUACAUCUCUUCUAUUUGAAUCGUUUAUCUCCUUGCUAAAUAUAUUGCUAUAGUCAGGAACCCAUUCUCGAUAAGCACAGAUUUCACUAUCAACAAACCAAGCAAAAUGAGGUUAAAAACGUCUCGAGCGCCACCUUGCCGCAGGUGCCCUAACAAAAUUCAGUAUGAUUAUCUGGUUGCCUAAAAACGAAUGCAUAUAGCCAAACUUUUAAGUUUCUGGUAUAUUUUAGGUGGUAGGUGUUGUGAUUGACAUUGACUGUUUCUCGACAUAUAACUUUGUUUAAAUCGUGCCUUGUUAUUCGCGUAACCAUUGUUUAAUGCAUGUUUUACUUUUCGUUUAUUUCAAAUUACACUUGAAUUUAGUAAAUCGUUUUAAUUUAUUUCGCCUUUGAAGAAAAUUUAAAUAGAAUACGUAAGUUAUAUUUUCAUUGUCAAAUUUCAACAAAUAAAUGUAUAUUUAUAUAUAUAUUUUAAUCAUUGAUUUUCGCGAAUUCCGAGAAAAAAAUUUGUCUUCUGGGUGCUACUCACCGACAUUUAGUUUAAAAAAUUAACGAACAAAGUGUAGUAUUUAAAUAAUGUUCACUUUAUAGAAGAAAGACGGGAAAACUAAACAAAAAUAGAAGAAUCUUCGGUUUAAAUUUUGGACUUUGGCGACCGAAGCUUUUUUGAGAGCUGAAGGUCGAAAUCGAACACGGCCAAUAAAAUCCGCCAAUAUGCUCAGAUUUGUCCGGAGUACAACCCCGUUAAUAUACCCAGAUUUGAUUUAAUUAAAUACAUUGUUUGCGCACGGAAUUAACUACUCAUAUCAAAAGGAUUGGGAUUAAUAUGCCAUCGACCGUUUACAUAUACAGGAUGAUUAUGCGUCACACUAUCUCACCCCGCCUCUUUCCGAAAUUAAUCGGACCUGCCGCUAAGUAAACGAAAAGUAAUUUAAUUAAUAUGUACGGAUAUUUUAUGUUGUACAAUGGAUCGCAUAAAUCUAAAAGUUUCCAGAUAAAGAAAUCGAAAUAAUAGGACACUAUUUAGUUUGUAAAAACUAUUAAUUAUUCAUCGUCCUGUAAACGAAAAGUAACGGAAACACCCACACGAGAGACAAAUCAGCAACUUAGCCAAAAAAAAAACUCUGUAUGGAUUAAAAAGCAAGGCUGCGAUAGAUUACCCGGGGUUUAAAUGAAUAUAUCUGCAUUAUCGCCGUGAUAUAUCUGCAAGUUAGGAAUUAUUAGCAAGAAUAAAAGCUAUUGACUCGCCCUCGGUCCGAUCUCAGUUGAAUACAUGCCGCCGUUGUAGACGAGUUUCAAAAUAUGUAUUCACAAAUUUACUGGGUUUCCAUUUUAACAAUUCUCUUCGACUCGAUCAGUUGCAAUCCGGCUGAAACGCAACGACUGGAACGAUAUCUGAACGACGACUACAUCGAAGAUAUCGUAGUGGACGUUCCUUCGGACGAGGCCAAUUACGAAUUUGCAAAUUCAAACUACGUGGAUUCCGGUGAAAAUAACACUUUAUCUAGCUCGGUAAAAGAUUAUUUUGAAAACGUUUAUUCGGAUUUUCCCUACAAAAGGGAUAACAACCGCCAAAAGAAAAGUCAAGUGUUAUGCAGGGUUGAAAAGAGCAUUCACCAUCAUACGGAGAUGGGUUACGACUUCUUUCCGAAAUCUUACGUUAGUUACUCUUGCCGUCCAGCUGAUUCUAUUCAUUUUGCAGAUGGAUCUUCGAGCCACCAAGAUGUGUGUUUCGUAAAUGGCACACGGUGCAUAACUAUAGAAAAAGAACAUUGGUUCACAAAACAUAAACAUAAUACUAAUUGCUGGAAACCAUUUCGAGAGGUGAUAGCCGUGGGUUGCAAAUGUUUACCGAGAAAACAUCACUUUUAAAUUUCCCUGUGUAUUUUGCGCAAUAAAAAUCGUCCAUAAAGGAAAAAGUUUUGUUUGUGAAUCCGACAUGCAAUUAU